Molecule: messenger RNA, 1476 nt
Organism: Mercurialis annua (annual mercury)
Lineage: Eukaryota; Viridiplantae; Streptophyta; Magnoliopsida; Malpighiales; Euphorbiaceae
Exons: 5
Coding region: 20-1120 (366 amino acids)
Biological process (GO): tRNA guanine ribose methylation
Molecular function (GO): RNA binding
Source: RefSeq, a predicted model, not a curated record
ACUGGUUAUCCCAGCUAUCAUGAACGCUAUCCUCGGCCCUCUUAUUGUUCUUGGCGCCAAAAUUCCCAAUAGCAAGAAAAUGAGCAUCUGCUGCAAAACCCUAACCCUAACCCUAGGCCGUACAUCACUUUCUUCAUCCAUUAACAAAUUAAAAUCGCCCAAUUUCGUCUGUGGAAACCUAUUUACUUCAUUUAAAACCCAUACAACAAGAUCAUACAGUUCGAUACAAUCAGCGGCGGCAAUCCCACUCGAAUACUAUGAUAAUUCAAACAACAAAGACGACACCGUGGCGAAAUUUCUCAACAACCGAGAUGACGUGUCAAAAUUGAUGAAAAUGGAGAGGAGGACGACGUGGCCGGAAACUGCGGAGGGGAAGGGGCAGCGGUGGUUUCCGUAUAUGGAUAUGUAUAGGUGUGAAGGGGAAGUGUAUUUGAAUAGUGGAGAAGUUUGGGAAGCUAUGGCGCCUUAUAUAAUGGAAGAGAGAAAAGAGCGGUUUAUGAAUGUAGCUAAGAAUAGGAGCUACUCUGUUUGUUUGGUUGUUGAAGGUUUGAAUGAUUUUGGCAAUGUUUCGGCUACUUUUCGGUCUGCGGAUGCUUUAGGGUUUCAGUCUGUUCAUGUUGUUUCUUCUGAUAGCUCGAAAAGGUACAGAGACAACCGCCAUGUUAGCAUGGGUGCAGAGAAAUGGCUGGACAUUGAACUUUGGGACUCUACUCAAGAGUGCUUUGAAGUUUUAAAGUCUCGUGGAUAUCGGAUUGCUACAACACAUGUUGGAAUAGAUGCAGUAUCCGUUUAUGACAUGGAUUGGUCAUGCCCAACUGCCAUAGUUGUCGGAAAUGAAAAUCGGGGGAUUAGCAAUGAAGCCUUGGAAUUGUCGGACUUGCACUGCAGUAUUCCUAUGAAAGGCAUGGUAGACUCUUUCAAUGUUUCAGUUGCAGCGGGCAUCCUAAUGCACCAAGCUGUUUGUGACCGAACUUCCCGUCUGGGCGCUCAUGGAGAUUUAACAUCAGAAGAAAGCCAGAUCUUACUAGCGGAGUUCUCACUACGUCAUAGCAAGAGUGCAAUGAGCAUUGUUCAUGAGUAUGCAAAGCGGAAAACAGCUUCACCACUGUCAAAGCUUUGAUUGUGAUGCAAUCAUACGAUAUUCAAUAUUUGAUUUUCUCUAGUCUAUUCUUAUUCAACAUUUAUAAGGUGCAACUUCAGAUUCUCCUAUGAGCUGAUCUGAAUUGAUGCCAAGGAAAUUGAGAACGUGAUCUAACAAAAUGCCUCACUUGGUGGAUACCGGAAAGGCAGGACUGCAGACGAGAAGCAUUUUUUAUGGGUUGAUAAUGUUGAUUAUAAGAGAAGAGAGCCUUCAUAUUACAAUUUGCUGUUAUAUUUGAUUACCUACUGUUAGAAACUAUGAGAAAUAAGAUAAUCUAUGCCUUCACAUUUUUAGGCUCAAUGGGAUUUCAAUCAUAACUGGUCGAUUACGGUUCA